Molecule: messenger RNA, 969 nt
Organism: Cynara cardunculus var. scolymus (artichoke)
Lineage: Eukaryota; Viridiplantae; Streptophyta; Magnoliopsida; Asterales; Asteraceae
Exons: 1
Coding region: 1-969 (322 amino acids)
Biological process (GO): proteolysis
Molecular function (GO): nucleic acid binding; aspartic-type endopeptidase activity; zinc ion binding
Source: RefSeq, a predicted model, not a curated record
AUGUUCAUCGAUCGAGCACUGGUGUGGUGGGAUAAUAUGUUCGAAUCUCUUGACCCAAUUACUCAAGAGAAUAUGAAGUGGAAAGAGUUUCGAACUUUGUUCUUUGAGCAAUACUGCCCAGCUGACCUUCAAAAGCGCCUUGAGAAAGAAUUUUUGGACCUAAAGCAGGGAAGUAUGACCGUGAUUGAUUACGAGACUGAGUUUAACCGAAAGGCACGGUUUGCCCAACGGUUUUUGACUUCUGACCAAGACAAGAUUGAUCAUUUCGUCGAUGGGCUACGACGAGAAAUCCGUGAUUUUGUUGCAAACCGUGAUAUUUCGAGUUUUGGUAAAGCUGUUGAAUAUGCUCGACGCCGCGAACAUGAUCUGACGAUACCCGAUGAUACCGUUUCCACACCAAAACGGCAAAGAACUGACAGGACUUUUUCGGCGCCGUCACAUAAACCAUCACGACUAUUUACACCGAAACGGGCGCAGACUCAGAACAAUCCACGUGCUUCUUCUCAAGUCUAUACGUUACGAUCGAGCACACCAAAGGACUGUCAGAGGUGCGGAAAGACACACCAAGGCCGGUGUGAUUCGGAUAGACCUGUUGUUAAAUGUUUUUGUUGCGGUGAAGCGGGUCAUGUUAGGACGAACUGUCCCCAGAGAGAUCUUGCAUGCUUUUCCUGCGGAGUGUUAGGGCACCAUAGGAAAGAAUGUCCCCGUAUAAAAAGGGUUGAAAGCAAAGCCUCGGUACAACAACCAGCGAGAAGGGGUACUUCAACCGAAAAGGAGGAUGUGCCCAGGGCACGAGCAAGGGCUUUUCAAAUCACAACGGAGGAGGCAUUGAAGGAACCGGAUGUCGUAGCAGGUAUUUUCCCUCUCAAUAAUAGACCCGCAUGCGUUUUAUUUGACUCGGGAGCCACGAAUUCUUAUGUGUCACUGUAUUAUACUCAGUACCUUAAUUCUGGUGCCGGUCAUGCUUGA